CUCUCUCUCUCUCUUCUGAUAAGACUAUAAGUAGAGCGUCAUGGUUGGAGCGUUCCUCGCACUUUUGUCAAACCUCGCUCCAGAUUCCUCCUCUUUUCACUUUUUCAAUAUUUUAGAUUCCUCUCAUUCUCUCUCACACGCCAACAAAAACGCUUACUUUUUCUGUUUGUUUCUUGGGAAAACUCUACACACACUGUUUUUCUCACCAGUCCAACUGAUUUCUCCCCGAAUUCAAGGUUGAUGGCGCAGUUUCAGAACGACGAGCUGGAGUAUGUCGUCGAUGACUACUUCGACGUCGCUGAGUUCGAAGACAACGACGCUUUUGCUGAGAACCAGCUCCGUGGGAGCCAAGAUGCCGACUCAGACUUUGAGGACGACUUUGAUGAGCAGAGCAAGGUGAAGACUGAUACUUCAGCUAUGGAAGCUAGAAACGGGAAAGACAUACAGGGAAUUCCAUGGGAGAGGCUUAACUUCACCAGAGAUAAGUAUCGUGAGACACGAUUGAAGCAGUACAAGAACUACGAGAGCCUCUAUCGCCCUCGUCAAGACCUCGAAAAGGAGUGCUUGCAAGUAGAGAUGGGGAAGACCUUCUAUGACUUUCACUACAAUACAAGGAUUGUCAAGUCUACAAUUGUCCAUUUCCAGCUGAGGAAUUUGUUAUGGGCCACAUCAAAGCACGAUGUAUACCUUAUGCAGAACUUUUCAGUAAUGCACUGGUCCUCUUUGCUCAGGAGAGGGAAAGAAGUACUCAAUGUAUCAAAACCAAUUGUGCCUACUGAGAAACAACCUGGGUUGUUGGCUCAGCCACUCUCUAGAGUGCAGAUAAGCACUAUGGCUGUUAAGGAAAACUUAUUGGUUGUUGGGGGCUUCCAAGGCGAGCUCAUCUGUAAGCACAUCAAUCAACCUGGAGUUGCUUUCUGCUCAAAAGUAACAACAGAUGACAAUGCCAUCACAAAUGCAGUGGACAUUUUCCAAAGCCCUACUGGGUCAAUGAGGGUAAUGGCUGCAAACAACGAUGCUCAAGUUAGAGUUUUUGAUGUCCAAAAUUUUGCUUGCCUAAAUCAAUUCUCCUUUGAUUGGUCUGUAAAUAACGCAUCUGUUAGUCCAGACGGUAAGCUGGUUGCAGUUCUUGGUGAUAGUGCAGACUGCUUGAUUGCUGAUGCCCAGUCUGGAAAAGCCAUUGGAAACCUCAAAGGACACUUAGACUAUUCGUUUUCCUCUGCAUGGCACCCGAACGGACAAAUUUUGGCUACUGGGAAUCAAGACACUACUUGUAGGUUAUGGGACAUAAGGAACCUCUCAGAAUCCCUCACUGUGUUGAAGGGAAGGAUGGGAGCAAUAAGAGCCAUUAAGUUCAGCUCCGAUGGCCGGUUCAUGGCCAUGGCUGAGCCAGCAGACUUUGUUCACAUCAUGGAUACCCAGUCCGGGUACAUCAAGGGACAAGAGAUUGAUCUGUUUGGUGAGAUUGCCGGGAUAUCCUUUAGCCCCGACACUGAAGCUCUGUUUGUUGGGAUCGCCGAUCGCACAUAUGGUAGCGUAUUAGAGUUCAACAAGAGGCAUCACAACCAAUAUCUAGAAGCAGUGUUCUAGUGGAGCUUCUCCAAGUCCAGCACCCGUGUGAAGAUGGAGGUGUAUUUUUAGCUGAGGUUUUCUUAACUAACCGUGUUUGCAAAUACUAUUGGGGACUUCGAACUCAAGGGUCCCUCCGUAAUUAUAAUAGUAAGAUAGAUCCAGAGUUUUUUUUUUUUUUUUGGGGUGGGGGAAGAAGAGAAAAAAAAACAUGGUGUUGGCGUUUUGCUCUCUUAAUUGUGGUUUGGGUGCCUAUUUCUGUGAAGUAUUUUUUGAGUAAGCAGAAAUGGAGAACAACUUCUGGUCUUGUAAAGGUCAUUCCGUUCAAUGAGUAUAUUGAAAACAGAUAUGGUUUAUUCAAUAUUUUGUUCGUUUAAAAUUCUUGAA
Messenger RNA from Prunus mume (Japanese apricot), 1956 nucleotides. Its product is annotated as putative WD repeat-containing protein C2A9.03. Lineage: Eukaryota; Viridiplantae; Streptophyta; Magnoliopsida; Rosales; Rosaceae. The record is from RefSeq and is a predicted model, not a curated record. Gene Ontology annotation, molecular function: protein binding.